UCAUUAUCAGCAUUUCUUAAAACGGUUGUGGAAAAAGAUGACAAAGACGUGAAAGCUAUGCCACUCAGUAACAAUACUGUUAGCAGUAGAAUAGACGAAAUGAGUGAAGAUAUUGAAAUACAACAUGUUGAAAAGCUGAAAAAUAAAAUCUCAGUGCAA
Molecule: messenger RNA, 159 nt
Organism: Lymnaea stagnalis (great pond snail)
Lineage: Eukaryota; Metazoa; Mollusca; Gastropoda; Lymnaeidae
Source: the annotation of a GenBank genome assembly